AUGUCGGAAGACGCGGCGGUACCGGAGCAAGAUGCCGUAGCCGGCGAUGCUUCGUCAAGUGACGGCGAGGCCAAGGACGGUCCUCCUGACGAUGCAGAUGUGACUCUUCGCAAAGUGUUGUUCGACGUUGAGCCAAGACAGUCUGCGAAUGGGAGCUUACCGUCGCCAAGCAAGAGACGUCGAAGUCGGCAGGCUGCCAUAGGUGGCCUCGGCACAGUCUGUGUUCCAAUUCGCGCAGGUUUAACAGAGGAGCAGGUGCAGGGUCUCCGGGAGGUCUUCAGCCUCUUCGAUCCCGACGGGUCCGGCCGAGUGUGCCCGAAAGCCAUCGCCAAGUCGGCGGCCACUGCGGGUUUGGAGCGGGACUCCCCCGAGGUGUGGCGUCUCUUGAGCUGGUUGGAGAGCGAGAGCUACGAGAGUGUGGAUUUCGAGGAUUUUGUGGCCUUGCUGACGGAGCCCUUGGGUGACCACUACAGCAAGAAGGGCACGUC
Messenger RNA from Symbiodinium sp. CCMP2456, 488 nucleotides. NCBI's taxonomy places the organism in Eukaryota, Dinophyceae, Suessiales, Symbiodiniaceae. The record is from the annotation of a GenBank genome assembly.